Penicillium canariense is the source of this 1536-nucleotide messenger RNA. RefSeq names its product putative sugar transporter. The coding region runs from base 1 to 1536 and encodes 511 amino acids. The transcript has a single exon. Gene Ontology annotation, biological process: transmembrane transport. The record is from RefSeq and is a predicted model, not a curated record. Gene Ontology annotation, molecular function: transmembrane transporter activity. NCBI's taxonomy places the organism in Eukaryota, Fungi, Ascomycota, Eurotiomycetes, Eurotiales, Aspergillaceae. Gene Ontology annotation, cellular component: membrane.
AUGUCGGCGCCUACAAAAUCGCCGGCCGACGAGCCCACCAUGUUUGAGUCCGCGCGUGCAGCGCGCACGACCGCGCCAGAAUCAGGCCCCGAGGCGGCAUACAAGGCCAAAGCGGAUGUGCUCAACCAUGAAAUCCAGGACAUCGGCAUGGGCCGGUACCAGUGGCAGCUGUUCGUGGUGAUCGGCUUCGGCUGGGCAAGCGACAACCUCUGGCCGAUCGCAACAUCGCUGAUCCUGCCGCCGCUGUCAUACGAGUUCCACGCCUCGCAGGCGCCGCUACUCACCCUCGCGCAGAACAUCGGGCUGCUCGUCGGCGCGGUGUUCUGGGGCUUCGGGUGCGACGUGUUCGGGCGCCGGUGGGCGUUCAACUUGACCAUCGGUAUCACGGCGGUGUUUGGGCUGGCCGCGGCGGGCUCGCCGAAUUUCGGCGCCGCGUGUGCAUUUGCGGCGCUGUGGUCUGUUGGGGUUGGGGGCAAUCUGCCGGUUGAUUCGGCCAUUUUUUUGGAGUUUUUGCCCGGCUCGCACCAGUGGCUCUUAACGGUUCUGUCGGUCGACUGGGCCUUUGCGCAGUUGUUGGCUAAUCUCGUCGCUUGGCCACUUCUGGGCAACAUGUCAUGCGGGUCGGGGGAGGGCUGCAGGAAAGCGAAGAAUAUGGGGUGGCGGUACUUUCUCAUUGCCAUGGGCGGGCUGGCGAUGGUCAUGUUUGUCGUCCGGUUUGUGUUCUUCACCAUCUACGAGUCGCCCAAGUACUUGAUGGGCAAAGGGAGGAAUGCGCAGGCAGUCGAGGUGGUGCAUGAAGUGGCCCACAGGAACGGCAAGGCUUCGUCUUUGACUCAGGACGAGCUCGAUGAUCUCGACGAGGGUGAGUCGCACGGGUUCACCGCGACCAACAUCGUCCGGCAGCGACUGGACAAGCUUCGGUUUGAGCAUAUUCGAGCCCUCUUCGACACCCCCCGAAGAGCAUACUCCACCACCCUGAUCAUUCUUGUCUGGGCUUUCAUUGGUCUGGGCUUCCCUCUAUACAACGCAUUCCUCCCAUACAUCCAGCAGUCCCGGGGUAUCGAGUUCGGCGACGGAUCAACAUACAUCACGUACCGAAACUCGCUAAUCAUCGCCGCCAUGGGCAUUCCUGGCUGUCUCCUCGGCGGCCUGCUAGUUGAGCUCCCACGCUUCGGGCGAAAAGGCGCAUUAUCGACUUCAACAGCAUUGACUGGUGCGUUUCUGCUCGCAUCAACAACAGCAACCACAUCGAACGCCUUGCUGGGAUGGAACUGCGCCUACAAUUUCAUGAGCAGUCUCAUGUACGCCGUGCUCUAUGCGUACACGCCAGAAAUAUUCCUGACGAAAGAUCGCGGGACGGGCAAUGCACUGACAGCUUCCUCCAAUCGCAUAUGCGGCAUUAUGGCGCCUAUCAUUGCUAUGUUUGCUAAUCUGAACUCUGCUGCACCGGUGUAUGUUAGUGGGGCGUUGUUCGUUGUAGCAGGCAUUUUGGUGGUCUUACUGCCAUAUGAGUCGAGAGGAAAGGCAAGUCUGUAA